This is a messenger RNA of Cordyceps militaris CM01, 387 nucleotides long. RefSeq lists its product as uncharacterized. Gene Ontology annotation, cellular component: Ctf18 RFC-like complex. The coding region runs from base 1 to 387 and encodes 128 amino acids. NCBI's taxonomy places the organism in Eukaryota, Fungi, Ascomycota, Sordariomycetes, Hypocreales, Cordycipitaceae. The transcript has 2 exons. Gene Ontology annotation, biological process: mitotic sister chromatid cohesion. The record is from RefSeq and is a predicted model, not a curated record.
AUGUCGGGCCAAAACGAGGGAUUGUCAUUCUAUCAUGCCCCCGAAAGCUCGGGCUUUCGGCUGAUUGAGCUCCCCGCCGAACUAGAGACGCUGCUCGAGGGUCCCAGCCCGCCAGUGCUCUACUUGGAGCCUGGUCCCGAUGACAUGGCUACUCUCCGCAGCCCGGAGCACACCUACAAAAUCAGACAGAAGAAUACCUCCAAUGGCCUGUACCUCAUCAAACCCUACACGCGUGAUGCGGCGUCUCCUCAGCAAGGCGUAGCCGCCAUUGCAACUAUCAGAGAGACAGUCGAACUUGAUCGUGUAAACAAAUUGAUAACAGGGGAUCGUAACCCGGUCACACAGGGUCGUGGAAAAUGGCAUGAGAAAUUUGGUCGCAGCCGAUAG